AUGAGCGCCACGUCCCUCCGCGUCGUCACCGUCGACUUCCCCAACCCCGAAUGGGUCCUCGGCAGCAACGACCAGUUCCACCAAGUCAACACCUCCAUCUCCUACUGGGCCCUCGGCAGCCACACCCCCGUCACCCUCUCCUCCCACAACGCCCAGCCCGGCAACGAUAUCACUGGCCUCUUAUACGUUCCUGACUUACCCUCCGACGACGCUUGCAGCGAUGCCGCUUCGCCCUACGUGCCGAAUAAUGUCACGCGCCGAUCCGACCUCCCGGAUGCUGGUUACGACCUGAUUGCGAUUGCGCCAUGGCUGAGUCCGGAUUGUGUGCAGGAGUAUCUACGGUCGGCGCGGCGUGAUUCUGCGAGGGCGUUGAUAUCGUUUCUGCCCAACAAUUCUACCGCCGCACCUCCCAACGCGGACGACCCGAGCUGGGCGCUGGGAGAUGGCGAGGGUUGGAAGAAUCAGAAUCAAUAUCCUGUCUAUGCAAUAUCGGGAGCGGAAGGGAAUGAGCUGAUGAGAUGGAGUGCGCAGUACUCCGGGAAUGUGACAGAUGCGCCGUGGGGGCAUGAUCUGACAGAGUCUGGAAUUGAUUCGAGAGACUACGUACGGCUGUUCGCGGACAUCAGCACAGGCGGAGGGACAGCAUUACCAAGCCUGUGGGUGUUCUUGCUGGUGGUGUUGGGAAUAUUACUUGGGAUAGUAGGCUGCACCUCCUUCAGCAUGCACAUCCUCCAACGACGAAGACGAGUCGCCCUACGAAGACGCAUCGCAUCCGGCGAAGUCGACCUCGAAGCCCUUGGCAUCAAACGCCUCACCGUCCCGCAAGAAGUCCUCGACCGCAUGCCCCUCUACACCUACGGCACCGGCGCUCCCGUCCCCCAACCCAGCACCGCCCGCGAAGCCUCCAACCCCGACAACCCCACCACUUCCACCGACCCCCUCCCCUCCGUCGCCGAAGACAAACUCUCCACCUCCACCGCUUCCCGCCCUUCCUCCCCCGACCCUAAUAUCCGCCCCACCCCCGCCUUAAUCCGCAACCACAGCUACCGCCCCACGCCCCUCCAACAACCCACCUGCGCCAUCUGCCUCGACGACUUCGUCCCGGCGUCGGAAGAGACGCCUACCGGCACGAUUGUGCGCGAAUUACCCUGCCAUCACAUCUUCCACCCCGAAUGCGUUGACGCUUUUCUACGGGAUUCGAGCAGUUUGUGUCCGAUGUGCAAGAAAUCCGCGUUGCCGAAGGGGUAUUGUCCGCGCGUCGUGACGAACGCGAUGGUGAGAAGGGAGAGGAUGAUGCAGGGUUUACGGCCGGAAGCUGGGGAUGAGGAGGACGGGAAUGCGGAGUCCCCCUGGCGGAGAUCAAGAGUCCGCUCCUGGGCUGUCCGGCGAGAUGGCGCGGGGGACGGGAGGAGGGGUGUGGGACGGUUCUUUUCGGCGCCUGUUUCUGGCACCUCUACCACCACCGCCGACGCAGAGCGAAGGGGGACGGCUGCAGACGGAGGGCAAGAAAUGCAUCAACUCCCUCCCCCCACUGCACGCACCCGCCUUGGAACCUCCCUCGCCCGCGAACGGCGGAGCGUCACACAACCCGCCCGUACCCCCUCCCAUUCCAACUCGCAGGGUCAAUCGCGAGAUCCCCCCAUCCAACCCCCCGCGACGGCUAGUAGGAGAGAAUGGGCCCGCGAGCGCGCGGUCGCUAUGUUAGGCCGUGAACGGGCACCUCUGGAUCCGGAUGCUGACGAGGCGGAGAGGACGAGUGGGUGGCGGAAGGUGGUUCGGGGGGUGUUUCCUGGGUUUGGGCGGCGAUAA
Messenger RNA from Saxophila tyrrhenica, 1809 nucleotides. RefSeq lists its product as uncharacterized. Bases 1 to 1809 code for a protein of 602 amino acids. The record is from RefSeq and is a predicted model, not a curated record. Lineage: Eukaryota; Fungi; Ascomycota; Dothideomycetes; Mycosphaerellales; Extremaceae. The transcript has a single exon. Gene Ontology annotation, molecular function: ubiquitin protein ligase activity. Gene Ontology annotation, biological process: ubiquitin-dependent protein catabolic process.